AUGAAGAUUUUUAAGAGCCACAAAUUUAUCGAAUGGAUGGCCAUAAUAUUGCUAUCUUGCGUUGCGCAUGACAACAGGUAUUGCUGCCAUGUGCAUCUGAAGUGUAUGAAUGAUACAGCAAGUGUUAAUUUCUUACGAGAUAUCUCGACAGCUCAAUUUUGGACUAUUUUUUUCCUACCAAAACAAAUCCCAGAUGAAGAAGACGGCGUGUGUAACGAAGUUAGUAGGUGA
Molecule: messenger RNA, 231 nt
Organism: Plasmopara halstedii
Lineage: Eukaryota; Oomycota; Peronosporomycetes; Peronosporales; Peronosporaceae
Exons: 3
Coding region: 1-231 (76 amino acids)
Source: RefSeq, a predicted model, not a curated record